GCUGUCGCUGUUACAGUCGCAGUCGCUGUACUUGCCGCGUUUUUGCCGACGCGUUUUUAUCGAACGUUUGUGUGAAACGAAAGUUGACGCGUUGGAUUUCGAUUAGUGUUAAGAUGCCACAACGAACGCCAAGUCCCGUUUCAAUGAUUGCCACGCGUAGCUGCAGCAGUCCUGCCGUAUCCGAAAUUUCAGUGGGUUCGCCCAGUCCACCGCCGCUAGCCAUGCGCCCACUCAAUAUCAAGAGGCUGCGUCUCCUGCACAGCCCAGCCACGCUUCGCAAGGGAUCGGGGUCAGGGUCGGGGCCGGGAGCGGGACCGGGGGCAGGUGAGCGCAUCAAAAGCUUCUCCAUAGCCGAUAUAUUGGGUCAAGUGGAUGAACGUAAGUCCGAGGAGCGUUUACAACCAGCAGCAUUGGUGGCGCCACCUGCAACAGUUAUUGCUGCCCCAGCACCUAGCUUACUGCAGCAUCCCGGCUUGCAUCCGUUUCUGCCGCCCGCACUGCUGCACAGCUAUGAACAGCGCUUGGCCUGGGACUAUCAGCGCCAGCUGCAGGAGCACUUCCAGGCGCAGCUGCUGCGCCAAAUGAGCAUGGAUCCCGCCAUAAUACCGAUACCAUCCGAUGAUGGCAGCUCCGAUCGCUCGCAGCGCUCCCACAGCAGUAGCAGCAGCAGCAACGGCAGCACCGACUGCUGCACGACGCCCAACCAAAGCAAAGAGGAGACAACGAAGCAUGGCCAGCAACACCAGCAGCAGCAGCAGCAGCAACAUACGCAGCAACAGAAGCAGCAGCAGCUGAAGCAGGCAGCAGGCGCUGAUACGCCACUCGACGCGCUUUUCCAGCUAUCGACCAAAAACUUCGAUGAGGAGCAGGAUCCCGCCACGCUGAACAUCUUUGCGACCAGAUCGAACCCGAAGAAGAAGCGCAAGUCUCGCACCGCAUUUACGAAUCAACAGAUCUUUGAGCUGGAGAAACGUUUCCUCUAUCAGAAGUAUCUCUCGCCCGCAGAUCGAGAUGAGAUCGCCGCCGGCUUGGGUCUAUCCAAUGCGCAGGUUAUCACCUGGUUCCAAAAUCGACGCGCCAAGCUGAAACGCGACAUGGAGGAGCUGAAAAAGGAUGUGCAGAGCGUGAAACAAUUACCCGACCAGUCAGCAGAUCGCCCGCCCCCGCAGCAUCCCCAUCAAAGCACUAGCGGCGCCAGUGGCAGCAGCAGCCGGGAUAAGGAGGAGCUGCGCAUGCUCAAGAUGAUGACCCUGAUGCGCUACUCUGAUGGGAAGCUGCUCUACCCCCAGCCGGAGUUACAUUAACUGAAGAUUAGCCCAAUUUGUAAAUUGCUAAAGUGAAACACACACUCGCACACACACACACACACCCACAUU
Messenger RNA from Drosophila hydei, 1376 nucleotides. RefSeq names its product homeobox protein Hmx. The record is from RefSeq and is a predicted model, not a curated record. Bases 114 to 1304 code for a protein of 396 amino acids. NCBI's taxonomy places the organism in Eukaryota, Metazoa, Arthropoda, Insecta, Diptera, Drosophilidae. Gene Ontology annotation, biological process: regulation of DNA-templated transcription. The transcript has 4 exons. Gene Ontology annotation, molecular function: DNA binding; DNA-binding transcription factor activity, RNA polymerase II-specific.